UAGCGAGAAACAACACCCAACAACUUGUGGGGAAAGGAAAGAAAGGAAAGAAACCCACCCACCCACUAAAAAAAAAAAAAAAAAGAAAAAUCCUGUGGCGCGCUGCCUGGUUCCCGGGAAGACUCGCCAGCACUAGAGGGUGGGGGAGUGCGAGCUGAAAGCUGCUGGAGAGUGAGCAGCCCUAGCAGGGAUGGACAUGAUGCUGUUGGUGCAGGGUGCUUGUUGCUCGAACCAGUGGCUGGCGGCGGUGCUCCUCAGCCUGUGCUGCCUACUGCCCUCCUGCCUCCCGGCUGGACAGAGUGUGGACUUCCCCUGGGCGGCCGUGGACAACAUGAUGGUCAGAAAAGGGGACACGGCGGUGCUUAGGUGUUAUUUAGAAGAUGGAGCUUCAAAGGGUGCCUGGCUGAACCGGUCAAGUAUUAUUUUUGCGGGAGGAGAUAAGUGGUCAGUGGAUCCUCGAGUUUCAAUUUCAACAUUGAAUAAAAGGGACUACAGCCUCCAGAUACAGAAUGUAGAUGUGACAGAUGAUGGCCCAUACACGUGUUCUGUUCAGACUCAACAUACACCGAGAACAAUGCAAGUGCAUCUAACUGUGCAAGUUCCUCCGAAGAUAUAUGACAUCUCAAGUGACAUGACCAUCAAUGAAGGAACCAAUGUUACCCUUACUUGUCUGGCCACAGGGAAACCAGAGCCUUCCAUUUCUUGGCGGCACAUCUCCCCAUCAGCAAAACCAUUUGAAAAUGGACAAUAUUUGGACAUUUAUGGAAUUACAAGGGACCAGGCUGGGGAAUAUGAAUGCAGUGCGGAAAAUGAUGUGUCAUUCCCAGACGUGAAAAAAGUAAAACUUGUCGUAAACUUUGCUCCUACAAUUCAGGAAAUUAAAUCCGGCACGGUGGCCCCGGGACGCAGUGGGUUGAUAAGAUGUGAAGGUGCAGGUGUGCCGCCUCCGGCCUUUGAAUGGUACAAAGGAGAGAAGAAGCUCUUCAAUGGCCAACAAGGAAUUAUUAUUCAAAAUUUUAGCACAAGAUCCAUUCUCACUGUCACCAAUGUGACACAGGAGCACUUCGGGAACUAUACUUGUGUGGCUGCCAACAAGCUAGGCACAACCAAUGCAAGCCUGCCUCUUAACCAAAUUAUUGAGCCUACUACCUCUAGUCCUGUCACAAGUCCAGCUCCAAGUACAGCCCAGUAUGGAAUAACCGGGAGCGCCGACGUUCUUUUCUCCUGCUGGUACCUUGUGUUGACACUGUCCUCUUUCACCAGCAUACUCUACCUGAAGAAUGCCAUUCUACAAUAAAUUUAAAGACCCAUAAAAGGCUUUUAAGGAUUCUCUGAAAGUGCUAAUGGCUGGAUCCAAUCUGGUACAGUUUGUUAAAAGCAGCGUGGGAUAUAAUCAGCAGUGCUUACAUGGGGAUGAUCGCCUUCUGUAGAAUUGCUCAUUAUGUAAAUACUUUAAUUCUACUCUUUUUUUGAUUAGCUACAUUACCUUGUGAAGCAGUACACAUUGUCCUUUUUUUUUUUAAGAUGUGAAAGCUCUGAAAUUACUUUUAGAGGAUAUUAAUUGUGAUUCCAUGUUUGUAAUCUACAACUUUUCAGAAGCAUUCAGUCAUGGUCUGCUAGGCUGCAGGCUGUAGUUUACAAAAACGAAUAUUGCAGUGAAUAUGUGAUUCUUUAAGGCUGCAAUACAGGCAUUCAAUUUCCUGUUUCAGUAAGAGUCAAUCCACAUUUACAAAGAUGGAUUUUUUUCUUUUUUGAUUAAAAAAAAAGCAAAUAAUAUUGCCUUCAGAUCAUUUCUUCAAAAUGUAACACAUAUCUAGAUUUUUCUGCUCGCAUGAGAUUCAGGUUUCAGGAAUGAGCCUUGUAAUAUAACUGGCUGUGCAGCUCUGCUUCUCUUUCCUGUAAGUUCAGCAUGGGUGUGCCUUCAUAAAAUAAUAUUUUUCUCUUCGUCUCCAACUAAUAUAAAAUGUUUGCUAAAAUUUGAAAGCAAAAUCAAACCAUAAUGAUAAAGUUAAACUGUAUCCUAUCUCUAAAUAAUGAAAGAGCUAUUGGCUUUUAAAAAUCUCUUCCCUCAUGACCAGCAGGGUUUGAGAAUUUUGACCCACAAUAACUCAGUUUUUGUGAUGAAAAACAAUUCAACUACCAUAGCACAAGUAAAGUUACCAUAUGAUUUCUUUAGUUGUAGCUAAAUGUUGAAUCCACUUUGGGAAAUAAUUCCCUUUAAAAUGACAGCACAGUCCAUUCAAGGGAUUGCCCAGCAAUAUAACCCCUUUUCUUUUCAUGAUUCCAAGCCAAAAUCUUUAAUAUAGUUUGUCAGAGAGGACACAAAGUCUUAUCAACUAAUAUUGCAUGAGUUGGUAAAGCCCUCAAAAUUGAUUUGGUUCUAUGGCAGGUAAGUCAGUAUGACAGUGCUCCUGUGGACAGGAGAAUUUUGCAUAUUUUCAACCUGAAAACAUCACUCUAUUGAGAGUCUGGAAGGUAUGUUAUGUAAAAAAUAAGUUCCAAAAUAUAUCGUAACUAAUAUUCUAUGCUGGUAUGAAGCAGAUUAAUCCCUGAAAUAACUACAUCUGCAAUACAAUCUUUUUCUAUAGCCAUUUCAAUUCAAACUAAUAAAGCCAAGAAAAUUGCCAUGUUUUAUUUCUUCUUACAUAAUAUAUGUAAUAUGUGAUCAAAUGAAGAUAAGAUACCAGUGAUGAGUAUUUCUUAAGAAUAACAGAACUGCUAAAUUACUGUGACUAUUAAACUGUUUCUAUUAUAACGAAUACAAAUCUGAAAGAAAAUGCUGUUACUCUAAAUAUUAUAUACAGGACUAAUUUGAUGGUUCUACUCUUUAUUAAAGGAAGACCAUAGACUUAAAAACCAUUUUACAAGUUUGCUGAAGUCAUCAAUUUCACUACUCCUAAAAGCAUUUCUGCAAAUAGUCCCCUUUUGUAAGUUAUAACAACAACAAAGGUAGUCCAUGUUAAGGUAUCUAAUUUCACCCUGAAUGAUAUGGCUUGAAAAUUGUGAUUUUCUUUUUAAGCACAUUUAGUUCCAAAGGACAUCAUAAAUCUACUUCAAUUAGAAAAACAAAUCUCAAAUUAGGGGGUAUCAAUACAUACUGUUGCCACAAAAUGGCAAUACUAUGGCAUAAUGCUAUUAAAUUUACUAACUGUAAUAAUUUAUUGCAUCAUUUUGAGUGAUAUAUUUAAAAUGAGUUUUUAAACAAAUACGGCAUUUUAUUUUAAGUAAAUAUGGCGUUUUAUCUAUUGAUUUGCUUUUUUUGAUAUUUGUGGAAUUGGUGAGUAAACUACAAAAUAUUAUUUUUGUAUUGCAGCUUUAAAGUGGCACACUCCAUAAUAAUCUACUCACUAGAAACAGUGGUGCUACCACAAAAGUGUUAACCAUCGGUACCAUUGUUUGGGAGAAAGAAACAGAUCAAGAAUGCAUAUUAUACAGUGAACACUUUCCUAGAGUUAAAAAUACCUCCUCUUUGUAAGGUUUGUAGGGUAAAUGUGAGGUAAAUCGAGGUAUAACUAUGGAUGAACCAAAUAAUUAGUUCAAAGUGUUGUCAUGAUUCCGAAUUUGUGGAGUCUGGUGUUUUCCCCAUAGAAUGUGACAGAAGUACAGUCAUAGCUCAGUAGCUAUAUGUAUUUGCCUUUAUGUUAGAAGAGACUUUCUUGAGUGACAUUUUAAAUAGAGGAGGUAUCACUAUGUUUUUCUGUAUCACAGCAGCAUUCCUAGUCCUUAGGCCCCUGAACAGAGUGAAAUCAUGAGUAUUUAUGAGUUCAAUAUUGUUCAAAUAAGGCUACAGUAUUUGCUUUUUUGUGUGAAUGUAUUGCAUAUAAUGUUCAAGUAGAUGAUUUUACAUUUAUGGACAUAUGAAAUGUCUGAUUACUCCAUCUUAUCAGUCCUGACUGUACAAGAUUGUUGCAAUUUCAGAAUAGCAGUUUUAUAAAAUUGAUUUAUCUUUGGAUCUAUAACAAUUUUUCUAGCUAUUCAUUUCAGCAUUAUAUUUUCCACAAGUUCCAUUUGUGGAACUCCUUUUGUUGCCCCUGAAUUUCUAUCAAGAAAGGAAGAAGAAAAAUAAAGAGCAGUUGAGAGGAGAGUGGAGAGAAAAGAAAAAGAGAGAAAAAUAUAGGAGAUAAAAAGAGAGGGAUAUAAGAAAGAAAGAAGGAAGGGAGGGAGGGAGAGAGGAAAGAUGGAGGAGGGAAGAAGGAUAAGAAGAUAAAGAGAAUAAAUGGAAUAUUAGUGUAGUUAAUUUAUUCAUUUGUAUUUUUGGUUUAACUACAAGUGGUGUAAUUAUGUUUUACAAUGAUCCCAUUUGAAACAUGUCCUGUUAUAACAUUAAGUUCCUAUUAUGCAGUAAUUAUAUUAGGAAAAGUACUGCCCAAAUUAUAGUAUAGCUUUUUUGUGACCCUAAAAGAUUCAAGAGAAAGAAUUUCAAACUUAGAGCCACUUUCAGGCAGUUUAUAAAUUAACUAAAAAAUUAAUUCUUCAUCAUAACAUUUAAGCUGUAUCUAGAAAGUAGACUGGAGAACUUAGAAAAUUACCCAGAUAAUUCAGGACAUAUAAAUACCCCUAUGUGUGAAGUCAGAAAACUCUGAGAAACUGAAUUAUCAAAGCCAAUCCUCUAUAAGGAUCAAAUUUACUGAGUAAUCAUUACUUUAUCCAUUGUGUUUAGCUUUGUGACACAGCCAAAAGUUACCUAUUUAAUAUUUUCAAUAAAAAUUGUUUUUUGAAAUCCAGAAAUGAUUUAAAAAGAGGUCAGGUUUUUAACUAUUUAUUGAAGUAUGUGGAUGUACAGUAUUUCAAUAGAUAUGAAUAUGAAUAAAUGGUAUGCCUUAAGAUCCUUUGAAUAUGUAUUUACUUUAAAGACUGGAGAGAAGCUCUUCCUGUCUUUUAGUAAAACAUCCAUAUUUCAUAAUCUGAUGUAAAAUAUGUUGUACUGUUUCCAAUAGGUGAAUAUAAAGUCAGUUUAUCAAUUAAAA
Messenger RNA from Choloepus didactylus (southern two-toed sloth), 4967 nucleotides. It is a transcript of the gene NEGR1, whose product is annotated as neuronal growth regulator 1. The record is from RefSeq and is a predicted model, not a curated record. The coding region runs from base 191 to 1297 and encodes 368 amino acids. The transcript has 8 exons. Gene Ontology annotation, cellular component: neuron projection. NCBI's taxonomy places the organism in Eukaryota, Metazoa, Chordata, Mammalia, Pilosa, Megalonychidae.